AAGACGGCACUAUUCAGACAAAGGAAAUGUACAUAUCUCUCUCCCUUGAACAUCAAAAAUAGAAAUUGUAUCAAUGUUAACAUUUCAAAGACUGCACUGUUCGAUUAAAGGAAAUAUAUUUUCCUUUCUCUAUUGAACCUGAACAUUAACAACAUAAUGCAUUUAUGUCCUGAACAAUUGCGUAUUGGACGCCAUAUUUGUUGUAUUUUCCGUGACUAAAUUAGUCAUAACUUGUGGUAUAUUUUUCGUCAUCAUUGUAAAGUAUUUCAUUAGAAUAUUAUAAAUAUAAAAUACAUUUAUAAUAAUUAGUAAUUUAUAUCUAACGUGUUUUUUUUAAAAAUAAUUGCCAUGAAUACUUUCUUAAGAGGAUCUUCUAAUUCACUCAAGUCCAUAAAUAUAUUAAUAAUGAGAUUAAACAGUGGUCUUGGUAAUUUAGGCAGUGGUGCUGGCAAAGGUGGAGGUGGUGGUGGAUCAAUUCGAGAAGCUGGCGGUUCUAUGGGUCAGCGAGAAGCUGCUAACGAAGAAGAAUAUUUUUAUAAACAGCAAAGAGCCCAGUUGGACGAAAUUAAAAAAGACAUAGAAUUUCGUAAACAAGAAAUAGAGAAGCAUAUCAAAGAAAUCAAUAAGGCAAAAGAGGAAUUAGAUAAAAAUAUGUAAUACAUUUUAUAUUUGAAAUUUUUUCUUUUAAUAUUCAUUAAUUAUAAAUA
Molecule: messenger RNA, 707 nt
Organism: Sipha flava (yellow sugarcane aphid)
Lineage: Eukaryota; Metazoa; Arthropoda; Insecta; Hemiptera; Aphididae
Product: ATPase inhibitor, mitochondrial-like
Exons: 3
Coding region: 349-657 (102 amino acids)
Biological process (GO): negative regulation of ATP-dependent activity
Cellular component (GO): mitochondrion
Molecular function (GO): ATPase inhibitor activity
Source: RefSeq, a predicted model, not a curated record